AUGACGGCCAUUUCUCUCGACGUGCCGCGGCCUGCCCAGCAUGGCCGAGGGCAGAACUCAGCUCAAUUCUCACGAACCGCCACGCUUGCCGUUUCUGCUGCGUCCUCUCCUGCCCGCCACCCCGGGUCUUUCUCUCGACAGACUACUCAUGCCAUGUCGCACCUACAAGCUCAGUACGCCGAAGCCUCCGCGUCGGCUAUGGCGCCGCAACCAAACGGCAUCGCGCGCGCCGUUUCACCUGGCAAUGCGCCCGUGCGCCCAGGGCAUCCGCUUGCCAACGGAAGGCGAAACACAUCGCCGAUUCCCUCCUCUUCGAGACGACCAUCGAGCGCGCCUGGAGACAAUCAACCGGUCGCGUCGAGUAGCCGCGUGGAUGGCGGACAUGUCGAAGAGAGCAGCCGUUCCGCGGUGACAAGACCGGCCAAACCCCCUCUGCUUCGAUCCAAGAGCGAGCACCACCCGCGAUACGAAGAAGCAGACGACGAUGUUGAGGAGGAAUACCACGAUCUGGGCGCGAGGCAUGGUUUUGAGGAUCAUUACCUAUCCGAGGAUGUCAUUGCGCACCUCGCGAAUAAUUGGUACAUGUAUUUUACCGACAAGCGCCAUGAAACGACGGGCAAGCCCAAGACACCGGCCUUUGAACUCCAGGACUGGCGGAUGCGUGACCGACUCAAGACCGUGUCAGCCGCCAUCGCUGUGUGUUUGAAUAUCGGCGUGGAGCCACCGGAUCAGCUGCGGACUGCACCGGGGGCCAAACUCGAGGCCUGGCAAGAUCCGACUGUCCCACCAGUGAGCAAGGCCCUCGAGAACAUCGGCAAAUCGCUACAAGCGCAAUACGAAACACUGGCCCUCCGAACCCGUUAUAAGCAGUAUCUUGAUCCGUCUAUUGAAGAGACCAAGAAAUUCUGUAUCUCCCUGCGCCGAAAUGCGAAAGAUGAACGGGUCUUAUUCCACUACAACGGCCACGGGGUACCCAAACCCACUGCUUCUGGCGAGAUCUGGGUUUUCAACAAGAAUUACACGCAGUACAUUCCAGUAUCGUUGUAUGACCUUCAGCAAUGGCUUCAGGCGCCCACAAUUUUUGUAUGGGACUGCUCCGAGGCAACGAACAUCCUCAAGAAUUAUCACAAAUUCGUCGACAAGCACGAGGAAGAGGAUGAGGAACAUGCGCUCAAAGACCUAAACCACGAAAAGACCAACUACCGCCCCUACAUCCAUUUGGCGGCUUGCGACUCCAAGGAGAACCUCCCAACCAACCCCCUUCUUCCCGCUGAUCUCUUUACUUGCUGCCUAACGACACCGAUCGAGAUGGCUCUCUGGUUCUUUGUUUUACAGAACCCACUUGACACUAACCUUUCGCCCGAGAGAGCACGGAAGCUUCCUGGGAGACUCCAAGAACGGCGGACACCCUUGGGGGAGUUGAACUGGAUCUUCACCGCCAUCACGGAUACUAUCGCCUGGACAACCCUCCCCCCGCCCUCUGUUUCGCAAGUUCUUCCGCCAGGACCUGAUGGACGAGAGGCCGAUGGCGUCCCGUACGAAUACGUCAACUCCACCUUCUUUACAGAGCAACUCACGGCCUUCGAGAUCUACCUGACGAGGGGUGAUGCGGUCUCGCAGAAGCCUCCGGAGCAGCUACCCGUAGUACUCCAAGUUCUCCUGAGCCAACAACACCGGCUCCGAGCCCUGAUCCUUCUGGGGAGAUUCCUUGACCUUGGACCCUGGGCCGUGCAGCUGGCCCUGAGUAUCGGCAUCUUCCCGUAUGUGCUCAAGUUGCUGCAGUCGGCUGCCCAAGAACUCAAGCCUGUCAUGGUCUUCAUCUGGACUCGUGUUUUGGCUGUGGACAUCUCAUGCCAACAAGACCUGAUCAAGGACAAUGGCUACACUUACUUUGCAGCUAUAAUGAAGCCGCAAGAGACAUUUCCUGUCGUCGGUGUCGUGGUUCUGGACGAGCACAAGGCCAUGUGCGCGUUCAUUUUGGCCAUGUUGUGCAAGGGCUUUAAGCCCGGCCAGAUCGUUUGCAACUCGACUGAUAUUAUGACAUACUGCCUACAUCAUAUCGAGCACCCCGAGAAUCCUCUCCUGCGUCAAUGGUCGUGCCUCUGCAUCAGCCAGUUGUGGAGGGAUCUCCCAGAUGCGAAAUGGAGGGGCAUUCGAGAAAAUGCCCAUUUAAAACUGUCGUACCUAAUCAAGGACCACUGUCCCGAGGUUCGCGCUGCCAUGGCGCACGCCAUGACCACCUUCCUCGGCAUCCCCGAUAUCACCGAUGAAGUGGCAAGGAUCGAGGAGGGCAUCGCCUGGGCCAUGCUGGAGCUGGCGACCGACGGCAGUCCUAUCGUCCGGAAAGAGCUGCUCGUCUUCUUCUCCCACUUUGUUCUUCGUUACGAGAGCAAAUUCUUGGUCGCCGCCUACGAACAGCUUCUCGAGGAGAAGGAGUACCAGUUGUUCGCUCCGCCAGAAGAUGGUCUCGAUCAUAAGAUGGGCCUGCAUUUUGCGCGACGCGAGAACCGUGAGAGAGACGGGACCAUUACACCUACUGCGUUUGGUGUGGCCCACGAUUCGGUUUUUGCAGCGUGCUGGAAGCACAUCAACAUCUUGAGCGUUGAUCCUCACCCCGAAGUCCAGAGAGAUGCCACUAAUAUCCUGGAUUACGUUCACCACGCGCUGCUGCACUCUCCUGUGGGUGCCCAAGCACAAACUCUCAUGGACGAGAUCCUCCGGCGCGCUAGAAAAGUGUCGAGAGGUGACAUGAGCCAGAGAAUCAGUGUAGCCGGCACCCGCACUGCGGCAGCUCAGCCGAUGCCAUCUCCCGGCCUUCUUAAGCGGACAGCGAGCUACUUGUUUGGGCCGCUCAUGGGGACGCUCGAUGCCGCCGCUAAUGCUCCGACUCCUCCAGCAACACCUGCCUUGCAGAGGACGUUCUCCCAACGAAGUCGUAAGGGGCCAAGCCACGAAAACGCCCCCCCUGAGCAGCACGACCAGGUUGCGCCCCCUUCAAACUAUCAUAUUGCCAAUGAACCGCUCUGUGCCGGUUACACUGAGCGCAAGCUCAGAGAGGCCCCUACCCUCCCUUUGGCCAGCACCUUCUUGGACUGGUCAACAGAAUACUUCCGCGAGCCUCAAAUGAAGGCGCCCGAAGCCGAGGAGCCCGGAAGCAACGAGUAUAACGAGCGGUUAUGGCGUAGAGCACGAAACGAGGCCGUUCUUAGAGAGACGCAGCCACAAAAGACUCACGCCAGGACGCAUAAGUGGAACGGCCAAGCGGGUGUCAUUCUCACCGGCUCACAGCCGUCCAAGAUGACUUUCCAUCAGUUUGAGAACCACAUCGCCGUCGCGGACGACGGCAACACAGUCACGAUCUGGGACUGGAAGACCAAUUCGCGCAAGAGCCGCUUCUCCAAUGGAAAUCCCGAAGGGUCCAAGAUCUCGGACAUGCGGUUCAUCAAUGAGGAUGACCAGGCCCUCCUUAUGACUGGCUCUUCGGAUGGCGUGAUUCGCAUUUACCACAACUAUGACAGCGACGCAGACGUCGAACUUGCGUCCUCGUGGCGCGCGCUUACCCACAUGGUCCCUUCCAACGUCAACUCCGGGAUGGUCUUCGACUGGCAACAGGUCAACGGUCAAGUGCUGGUGGCCGGCGAUGAGCGGGUCAUCCGGAUAUGGAACGCGGGCCAUGAGAUGUGCACGCACGAGAUCCCAGCGCGCUCCGGUUCAUGCGUAACGGCGUUGGCCUCCGACCAGAUGACGGGCAACAUCUUUGUCGCCGGUUUUGGCGACGGCGCCAUCCGCGUCUUUGACGCGCGCAUGAAGCCGCAGGAGACCAUGGUCCGCAAGUGGAAGGACGAGAGCAGGCAGUGGGUGCGCUCCGUGCACAUGCAGCGCGGCGGCCAGCGCGAGCUGUUGUCUGCUAGUCGCAACGGCAAGGUUCACCUAUGGGAUAUCCGCAUGGAGCAGCCGCUCAAUAUGUUUCAGACGACCAAGGAUGUGUUACGGACUGCGAGCACCCACGAGCAUUUGCCCGUGUUUGCUGUUGGCACCUCGGCGCAUCUGGUCAAGAUCUUUGACUUUGAUGGACACGAAAUCACCCGCGUUGAGCCUUACUCUGGCUUCCUGGGCCACAAGGCCGCUCCGCUCACCUCCACCGCGUUCCACCCACACCGAAUGCUCCUGGGUUGUGCUGCCCGUGGCGACAACCAUGUCAGUCUCUACGCGUGUAGCAACGAGCGGGUUGGCCCGUUCUGA
Chaetomium globosum CBS 148.51 is the source of this 4242-nucleotide messenger RNA. RefSeq lists its product as uncharacterized. The transcript is spliced from 4 exons. Gene Ontology annotation, molecular function: protein binding; protein-macromolecule adaptor activity. Lineage: Eukaryota; Fungi; Ascomycota; Sordariomycetes; Sordariales; Chaetomiaceae. Bases 1 to 4242 code for a protein of 1413 amino acids. The record is from RefSeq and is a predicted model, not a curated record. Gene Ontology annotation, cellular component: TORC1 complex; cytoplasm. Gene Ontology annotation, biological process: positive regulation of protein serine/threonine kinase activity; regulation of autophagy; TOR signaling.